AUGUUUAAGCAAUUACACAUCAACAUCCUGUUUGCUGAAGCACUAGAGCAGAUGCCUAAGUAUGCUAAGUUUCUCAAGGAUGUUCUCUCCAAGAAGAAGAGAUUUAGUGAAUUUGAAAUAGUAGCCCUUACAGAAGAUUGUAGUGCCAUCUUGCAGAGAAAACUCCCACCCAAAUUGAGAGAUCCGGGCAGUUUUUAUAUUCCAUGCAACAUAGGCAAACACUUCAAUGGAAAAGCUCUAUGUGAUUUGGGAGCAAGUAUUAACCUGAUGCCUUUAGCUGUUUUCAAUCGAUUAAAUUUGGGUGAAGCAAGGCCAACAACUGUUACAUUGCUCUUUGCUAACAGAAGUAUCUCACACCCAAAAGGGGUUAUAGAAGAUGUCUUGGUGGAGGUAGAUAAAUUCAUAUUCCCAGAUGAUUUCAUUAUGUUAGACUGUGAGGUAGAUUGGAACAUCCCCAUUAUUUUGGGAUGGCUAUUCUUAGUUACCGCAAGGACCCUCAUUGACGUAGAAAAGGGUGAGAUCACCAUGCGAGUAAAUGAUGAGAAGGUGAUAUUCAACAUGAAUCAAGCCCUGAAGUUUCCAGAUGAUUCUCUUCACUGUAAUUCUAUCGAUGUGAUUGACUUUGCAGUGCAAGAAGAGUUGAUUAACUCUUUGACCAAAGAUCCCUUGGAAGCAUUGUUGAUCAGAGAAACAAGUAGUAUUGAUGGCAAGGUUGAAGCAUAUGCAGAAAUGAUGAGUAUUGAAGCAUUUCCUUAUCAAAAAGCUAAGACUUUUGAACCUCUUGAUGUAACUAGUGCUUUAAGCUCUCCACUAAAGCCUUCUACUGAUGAACCAUCGGUGUUGGAGUUAAAGACUUUACCUUCACAUCUCAAGUAUGCUUACUUGGGUAGUUCUGCUACAUUACCUGUGAUUGUUUCUUCUCAGUUGUCCACAUUGCAAGAGGAGAAACUGUUAAGGGUCUUGAGAAACCACAAGAAAGCUAUUGGGUGGUCCAUAGCUAAUAUCAAAGGGAUCAACCCUUCUUUGUGCAUGCACAAGAUUUUAUUAGAAGAUGGUCACAAACCUUCUAUUGAGCAUCAAAGGAGAUUAAACCCGGUUAUGAAAGAGGUGGUCAAGAAAGAGAUCCUUAAAUGGCUUUUUGCUGGCAUAGUAUACCCUAUUUCUGAUGGCUCAUGGGUGAGCUUAGUUCAAUGCGUCCCUAAGAAAGGCAGUAUAACUGUAGUGGCUAACACCCGAAAUGAGCUAGUUCCAACUCAUACUGUGACUGGGUGGAGAAUUUGCAUAGACUAUCGAAAGUUAAAUGCAACAACCAGAAAAGACCAUUUCCCAUUGCUAUUUAUUGAUCAGAUGUUAGAUAAGCUUGCUAGGCAUGAAUUCUUUUGUUUCUUGGAUGGAUAUUCAGGCUACAACCAAAUUGUAAUAGCCCCAGAUGAUCAAGAGAAAACAACCUUUACUUGCCCGUAUGGCACAUUUGCUUUCAAAAGAAUGCCGUUUGGUCUUUGCAAUGCUCCAGCAACAUUCCAAAGGUGCAUGAUGGCCAUUUUUGCUAACAUGAUUGAGAAGACAAUUGAAGUGUUCAUGGAUGACUUCUCCGUUUUUGGAGAUUCUUUUGAUUGCUGCUUAGAUAAUCUGGCGGCUAGGGCAUUGUCCUUUGGUCAUCGAGUGUCCAAACAGAGCCUAGAAGUUGACAAGGCAAAGGUAUCUGUUAUUGAGCAAUUGCCUCCACCAAUAAGUGUUAAGGGUAUUAGAAGUUUCUUGGGUCACACAGGAUUCUACCUUCAUUUCAUUAAAGAUUUUUCUAAAAUCACUAAGCCUUUUUGCAAUUUGUUGGAGAAAGAUAGGGAGUUCAAGUUCGAUAAUGCUUGUAUGAACUCUUUUGAGGAGUUAAAGAAAAAGCUUACAUCAGCACCAAUUUUAGUGGCACUUAAUUGGGAGCUACCCUUUAUCAUUAUGGCAGAUGCUAGUGAUUUCGCUGUUAGAGCAGUACUGGGACAAAAAGCAGAAAAGGUCUUCUAUCCCAUCUACUAUGCAAGUAAAACCCUGGAUGAUGCUCAACUUAACUACACUACUACAGAGAAAGAAUUGUUGGCAGUGGUGUUUGCUUGUGAGAAAUUCUGCUCUUAUAUUGUAGGCACUAAAGUGACUAUCUAUACAGAUCACUCUACCCUAAAGUACUUGUUUACCAAGAAAGAUUCCAAAACACGCCUGAUUCGUUGGGUCCUUUUGCUUCAAGAAUUUGACUUGGAAAUUGUUGAUAGGAAGGGCACUGAAAACCAAUUGGCAGACUAUCUGUCUCGGUUGAGUAGUGAAGCUCAACAUGAUCAUUGCCAAGAGAUCAAUACAACUUUCCCCGAUGAAUGCCUGUUCUUUGUGGAUAACUUGACUACUCCAUGGUAUGCAGAUCUGGUUAAUUAUUUGGUUUGUGGAACUCCGCCACUAGACCUUAACUCCCACCAAAAGAGGAAAUUCCUUCAUGAUGUGAAGAUGUACUUCUGGAAAGAGCCUUAUUUGUUCAAAAGAUGUGCCGAUCAGAUGAUAAGAAAAUGUAUUCUGGAAGUUGAGCAGUAA
Neltuma alba is the source of this 2568-nucleotide messenger RNA. RefSeq lists its product as uncharacterized. NCBI's taxonomy places the organism in Eukaryota, Viridiplantae, Streptophyta, Magnoliopsida, Fabales, Fabaceae. The transcript is spliced from 2 exons. The coding region runs from base 1 to 2568 and encodes 855 amino acids. The record is from RefSeq and is a predicted model, not a curated record.